ACGAGGUUAUCUUCAGACUUCCUUAAACUUUACAAAAUUAUAACAGAACGAUCUAUAUAUGGAUGUGCACAAGUCCUUGACAUGUAUGAAGACUCUGUGAAAUUCUUAUGUGCGAUUUUCUUCUUUUCAUUUAGAUAGCUUCUUACAAACAUCACGUAUGUGCUGGCAGGUAUUUACUUGUACCAGCACAAAAUUGCAUGUAGUAAAUUUAAUUAUCUUCAAUGGCUAUAAGUACUGAGAAGAUAGUUUUAUCAGGCCGCGGAGCUUUCAACUGGUCGUACAUUUUUGAGUAUUGUUGAAUUUCAAAGUAAUUUGCGACUUCAAAAGAUGGUGUCCAAUCGUCCGCGCGACUUCAUCAGCACAUUACAGGUGGUAGGUCUAUCCUCUCAGCUCAAUUCUUAUUUCCUACCAUGUCUUCCACACUUCACCUCGUAGAUCUUGUCGACACAUUUCCGUAUGAGACCAACGAAUUCUACUGGACCUUGACUACUUGUUGUGAACAACCUUUGGGAUACAUCACCCCUGAUAUUGCAAAACGUUUUACGAGAAAUGACCAUGCGCAUUAUUUCGAUGUAGAUAUGGCGAUACGACGUGUCAAAAUUAGCAACAAAUUGGACACAAUUGAAAAACGAGAUGCAGCCUUUAAAGAAAUUGCGUUAUUCUGGAGGAGAACAGAUCCUUCUCUCGAAAAGGGUUGGCGUGAUGAGCUGUAUACUGUGUAUUUCCCUAAAGCUACUCCAUACGCUCAUCUUGAACGUGCAUUCGCAUGUCUUCUAGGGGUAGUAACAUAUGGCGUCCAUAUCACUGGAUAUGUUCCGGCUGAUAAAACGCGUGAUAACACUUUGAAAAUCUGGGUUCCCAAGCGCUCGGCUACAAAGCAAACAUACCCUGGAAAACUAGAUAACACCAUUGCUGGGGGCUUGGCGUAUCCAUAUUCUAUCACCGAAAAUGCCAUCAAAGAGUGCUACGAAGAAGGAGGAUUGAGUGAAAGUUUUGUGAAACAAAACUUGGUUGGAGCAGGUGUGCUUUCAUAUAUGUGUCAGCCAUUUGGGCCCAAAGGGCAUGUACAGCCUGAAGUUGAGUACAUUUACGAUUUGAUUUUUGAUUCUGAGACUGACAAUAUUCCCCAACCGAUAGAUGGGGAAGCGGAAGAUUUCAAGUUGAUGCUGAUCACCGAAGUACACCAAAGGAUUUUAAAUGAUGAAUUCAAACCCAACUCCGCAUUGGUGAUUGUGGAUUUUAUGAUCAGACACGGCUACUUGAGUUGGGAAAAUGAGCCCCACUACUUGGAAAUCGUCUCUCGCAUCCACCGAAAACUUCCAUUUUCAACCAUGAAUUGAAAACAGGUCUUUGGAAGACCUCUCCAUAACAAGCUAUAUGAUGCUCACGAAGCUUCAUUUUGUUUUUCCCGUAUAGUAUUCCUUUAAACACGUAUGUUUCUGAUAAUGUGAAGUAUUCACCAUGGCUCAU
This is a messenger RNA of Metschnikowia bicuspidata var. bicuspidata NRRL YB-4993, 1470 nucleotides long. RefSeq lists its product as uncharacterized. NCBI's taxonomy places the organism in Eukaryota, Fungi, Ascomycota, Pichiomycetes, Serinales, Metschnikowiaceae. The transcript has a single exon. Gene Ontology annotation, molecular function: 8-oxo-dGDP phosphatase activity. The record is from RefSeq and is a predicted model, not a curated record. The coding region runs from base 411 to 1340 and encodes 309 amino acids.